AGUCCAGCUACUCUGAACCCUCUCAGAUUUCCUCCAAGUACUCCGUUCCCAGAACACACUCGUUGAUAAAUUUAGUCUAAAACACACUCACUGCAUGUCAAACAAGCACCAGCUACCCACUCAAAAACAGUUCCACUGAUUUAAGUCUCAGAGGAUUCAUCCAGAAGCAUCCAGAAGAUUAUUUUUUUUUGGCAUCAUGUUGAAGGGAUUCAGUCGGAAUUACUAGAGCAGGUCCAUCAGGGUUCAAGUAGCACUCCGCAUCUGUCCAGAAGUGAUGUGUUGAACAAAGACAAUAAAGAUUUCAAUGAGCGCGGACCAGGAAAGAGUCCAGAAGACGUCAAGAAGAUUUCUGCUCGGACCACUUUCAGGGAUUCGUUCAGAUGGCCUGACAUGAUCUGUGACUGUACGCAACAUAUUUCACUGUAGAGAUUGUACAGCAGCUCAGGACUGUGAAUCGUGUGGAGCCAUGAGCCACUCGGAGGAACAAGACCGAUGCUACAGCCGCCACACUGAGGAUGACAGCCCCAAUGGCUCCUGGUCCUGGUUGCAGACCAUGAACUAUGUGGGUCAGCUGGCGGGCCAGGUGUUCGUGCAAGUCAAGGAGCUGUACAGAGGACUCAACCCUGCAACACUAUCUGGAUGCAUAGAUGUCAUUGUGGUCCGGCAGCCCGAUGGCUCCCUGCAGUGCUCCCCCUUUCACGUCCGCUUCGGCAAGAUGGGCGUUCUGCAGUCCCGUGAAAAAGUGGUGGACAUAGAGAUCAACGGAGAGCCAGUGAGUUUGCACAUGAAGCUGGGAGAGAAUGGAGAGGCCUUCUUCGUCAAAGAGGCGGAGGACAUGCUGGAAGUAGUUCCAUCCUACCUGGCAACAUCACCCAUCAUGUCAAUAGGGGAGGAGUUGAUGGAGUCCCAGCUGGGCAGGGGCAGUUCUCGUCACCAAGACACCACCCCCUGCAGCUCUCUUCCUCUUCAGAGCCUGGGACCCCAGCAAAGUGACGGGGGGAUGAUCAAAAAGAGGAGGAAGAGGAGGAGGAAGGCACGGCCAGAGGGAGGGGGAGGAGCGAGGAGAGAGGAGAGUGGGGAAGAGUUCUCGGAGGAUGAGGACAUGUUUACCAUUGACCUGAGCUCGGAUGAGGAGAGAGAGGGUGACGACAGCAGACCUAUGUACGGUGAUCAGGGGACUACGGCCAUCACCCAUACACACCCCAGCACUGACUGGACCCGAUCACAGCGUAAAGUGAUCAAGGAGAUUCUCUCCAUCCCUCCACCCUGUGGUCUGUCCAUCUCUUGUCCUCAGCAGACUUCUCACUUCUCCUCUCUUGUUAGCAGCCCUGAUGAUUCACGGUCAUCAACACCAAAGAGCGACUCAGAGCUGACCAGUCAGGAUAAAAACAACCCUGAAAUGCUGUGGACCUGGGGGGAACUGCCACAGGCUGCACAGCCAGCCUUCCUGACUUCCCACCUGAAGCAGGACCCCACCUCAACAGUCUCCAUCCCGCUCUCAGCCAGCACUCACUUCAGAGCCAUCAGUGACAGGGGACCCCCUUCCCUCACCCUCUAUGGCCCACAGCCAGAGGAGAGCGCUGCUAUUGGUGGGCACAAGGACACCGAAGAAAGCAAGAAUGGAGCCAGAGAUGGACUAAGUGCCAGGACCGGAGGAGAGCAAGGAACACAGUCGGAGGGUAUGGGGCAGUCUUGUGCAGAGAUGGAGGGUCUUACAGCCUGCUCAGUGUCGCACGGGAUUCUCCCUGAUCAUCUGGGCGAGGGCGAAAAUAGAGGGAGUCCCAUUAGAAGAACCGAUUCACCAUCCAAGAGGAGAGAAAAGAGAAGCCAACACCUGGGUGCUGAUGGCAUGUACCUGGAUGACAUUACAGAGCUGGAGCCUGAAGUAGCAGCUCUCUACUUUCCUAAAAGUGACGGAGGCAGCAGCUCAAUGAAAGGAGACUCAGAGAUGAUGAUGAUGGGAGCGCGGAGCGCUAAUCAGUCCCCACAGUCCGUGGGCAGCAGUGGGAUGGACAGCGGCGUGGACAGUUUGUCCGACCAAUUAGGGGACCUGCCUCACGUCGGCAUCUCUUUGUGUGGGGGACUCACUGACAACAGGGAGAUCACAAGAGAGCAGUUCCAGGAGAGGGCCGUUUCCUUCCAGCAGUUCUCUGAAAACCCCUCUUUAAUUGAUGACCCUAACCUGGUGGUCAAGAUAGGAAACAAAUACUACAACUGGAACACAGCAGCUCCCGUCAUGUUGGCCAUGCAGGUCUACCAGAAACCUCUGCCGCAGGCCUCAGUGGAGAACAUCAUGAAGGAGAAGAUGCCAAAAAAAGGAGGACGCUGGUGGUUCUCGUGGAGGAGCAGGAACAGCGACUCCAAAUCGGAAUCAGUGUCAGAGGCAGGAGGAGACGGAGGAGAAAGCUCAAUCACUAUGACCUCAGCGAACAGGAUGAAGGAUGAGUCAUCAUCGAGUGAUGAGGACCACAGAUCCUCCCAUCAGAUGUCAGGAUCCUGCCAAUCGGAGCCCCUCGUCAGUUCUGGCAGCAUCUGCUAUAAGAAGACUCUUCGGCUCACCUCAGAGCAACUGACUAGCCUGCAGCUGAAGGAGGGUCCUAAUGAGGUGGUGUUCAGCGUGACCACUCAGUAUCAGGGCACCUGCCGCUGCAAUGGCACAAUCUAUCUCUGGAGCUGGGAUGACAAGAUAGUCAUCUCCGAUAUAGACGGAACCAUUACCAGGUCCGACACCCUGGGUCACAUCCUGCCCACGCUGGGUAAAGACUGGACCCACCAGGGGAUCGCACGGCUCUACCACAAAGUCAGCCAGAAUGGAUAUAAAUUCAUGUACUGCUCGGCGAGGGCCAUCGGCAUGGCUGAUAUGACGCGAGGGUACCUGCACUGGGUCAAUGAGAGGGGAACCAUGCUGCCCAUGGGGCCGGUGCUGCUCAGCCCCAGCAGUCUGUUUUCUGCCUUGCACAGGGAGGUGAUUGAGAAGAAACCAGAGAAGUUUAAGAUCGAGUGUCUCACGGACAUCAAGCAACUUUUCUACCCCAACACUGAACCUUUCUACGCCGCCUUUGGCAACAGAGCUACGGAUGUGUAUUCCUAUAAGGAGGUGGGUGUUCCACUGAACAGGAUUUUUACUGUCAAUCCUAAAGGGGAGCUGAUACAGGAGCAUGCCAAAACCAAUAUCUCCUCCUAUGGGCGUCUCUGCGAUAUGGUUGACAACGUCUUCCCAGUCCUAGUUCAAGAUGAGGGCUCAGACCUGCCAUGCUCUGACACUUUUGACCAAUGCAACUACUGGAACAAACAACUUCAUGAUGGCACUGACCAGGAAGAAGACGACCCACUGCCUCUCGAGACGAGCUGAGGAAACUCCCAUCGACUGCAGCACAGAGGUCGCUGCAUUCCAGCAUUUAUUUACAUCGCACAACAAUGUGGACGUUGGUUUUGUGACUCAUCACCCCGAUGAUUUUAAGAGUGAAUAUGCGGAUUAUUUUAGACUUAUAUGUGAAUAUUAAACGAAAAAAGCCCUGUGACUUCCUCAAGGCUUAAAUGUUACUUCAAAUAAGUAACUGUAACUACUGGUUCAAAGUAGAUGAACGUGUUUUCAAUGUUCCACAUAAACAGAUAAUUGCGCGCCCAUUCAACAGUGAGAACAAAAGCAGUCCUGAAUACCUAUAAUGAAACCCGAAGAUGAAGCCACUUCAAGUAGAUCUUUGGGAUUGUUUAAGAUGGAAACAAAAAGAGGAAUAAGAGUAGGAAGUUCAAAAGUCAGAACUAGAGGGGGGAAAAAAAGAAAUCGUAAGACUGCUGUGUCAGGAAAUGACCCAACCCAAACCCAAAUGAAUUUCACACACACACACACACACACACACACACACACAUACACACACAUAUAUCAGUAAAAAUUCUGAAGUCAUUACAGAGACAAUCUACAAAAGUGCUGCCGUAUUUGUAUCCCUCACUGCAUGUUUUUUUUAGUCUGUAGGAGAUUCCUCUGACUAGUUACCAUUCUCUCCCUUAUCGCACAUCCGUCUGUAUUCACCGUUGUCGACAGAAAAGCUGCACCACAAUAACCCCAAACUCUCAUCACCAACAAAGGCUGGUAUCAAAUCAAUUUAUCUGUACUCAUAUCACCCAUCACCUAAUGCUCACUGUUUUUAUUUAAAAAAAGGACAUUAUAGAUGUGGCCAUGUUUAAAAUAAUUGGCUGUCAUGAGCUGCUCAUGGGCUUCUGGUAAAGUUCACAAAAACAUAUUGUUACAACUUAUCCAUGAAAAUUAAAUAAGAAAAUAUCUUGAAGAAAUCCUCCUGUACCCGAUCAAUUCUACCACCAGAUUCAACAACUGACAAGAAUUUAUAAGUUAUAUACACAAUUCAGCUUUUUUCGAUCUCAAAUUAGCCUCUUGGUGCAUCACUCUUUUUUUUUUAACCUUUUUGUUUAGGAAAGAAUAGUGGCUCAGAAUCUUGCUCUAUCUGCUCCAGGUAUAUGGCUGUCGUUAGCACGUACAGCAGGUGGAAAGUGAAACCUUUGGAACAUGCAAAUAAGUGUCACCGAUGGUGAACAGUAACCCUAGUGUAUCAAACUCCUCUGCAGGUCAAGCUAAAGGCGUGUGGUUGUUUGACCGUGCUACUGUGAAAGACUUCAGAUUUCUAGAACACUUUCUCAAAAGUGUUCACUAUACUCAAGGUACAUGCAGCACAAUGCAACUAACUUCAGUCUGUGUUCUUGACAUAUGUCUUUUAUAUGCGUGAUUACAUUAACCUCUGCUAGAAUGUAGAACAUGCGUUAUUCCAACGACUAAUGCUCAUCAAUGCAAUAACUGUAUAAGCGCAUACGGGAUAUGGUCAUCAAUUUUCAGUUUUAAAAUGUUAUUGCACAACUCAGUAUACUUCAUGUACAGCACUAAUCUGCCAUAUGUAUUUAUUUAUUUAUAUAUGUAUAUACAUGCGUGUGUGUGUAUACAUAUAUGUGCAUUUAUAGUUGUUCUUAUAGAUAAUAUUUACUGCAAUUCAUUAAUGGGAGAUGGAUGUCUGCCUAUUUUUAGCACGUGUUUAAAUACAAAUGGGAAAAACCACUGUACAUAAUGAAUAACAAACUUUUGAGAGCUAUUGUCUACACUUAGUCACCGGUGCUCAUUCAAAUACACUUGCAUCCAUUACUAGAAAUCUGUCUCCAUUAAACCAGUGGCCACCUGUUGCACUAGGAGGUGUCGGUUUUACCAUGUGACCAUUAAAGCAAUAGAUCAACAUGCAGUAUUUUAGGAACGCCCACAGGCGGAUUAACUGCCUCUUUCCUGAUUUAAUGUCAACUGUCAUCUCUGGUUUAUCAUGGGCAUCAAGAUGGCAAGUUACUGUACAUGACAUUCAAACUACUUUUACUUUUUGCAUCUUGAUGCAGAGCGUCAUCAACACAUGUGAACCCUUCUCUGUUUAUGUUGAGACAAAACUGGGUUUUGGAAAACAGCUUUGAAUGUUCGACAGCUUCAAGAAAAGGACAAAAGUAUCUGUUUCAAAAGUAAUCGACCAGAUUCUAGUUGGAGGUUUUACAAAGGAAUUCACUGAAUGAUGUUCAGAUGCAUUUGAGGAACCCUGUGUCAUUUGUGCUAGAGGAAAAGAUGCAUGUUGUUGUAAUGAUAAACUGCACAUUUACAUAGAUGUAAUGAUGAUCAUCACCUAAUGCUUUGUGUGGAAGAAUAGCACUUACUGUGAUUAAAUGAUUUGGCUUCCCUAUCUCAUCAGAUAAGUUGGGAGUCUUAACUGUAAAAGCCUCAAACUGUGUGAUUGUCACAGUUUGAGGCUUUCACAUAUUUUUUAUUUUUAUUAGUAUGUCAAACAUGCAUGGACAUGUUACAUUUUGAUCAAUCCGGCCAAAUGCACUGAUUCUCUUGUCAUCUGAUUUGGUGUUUGUAAGACACUUCUCUCCUACAGUGUAUCCCCUCAUCAAUAUGUGACAGUUUAAAGGUCUCGAAGUUAUAAAAUCUCACCAAUGAAAUAUGGAAGUCAAAAAUAAGAAAUGACUUCUUCUUCAUGAAUGCAAUGCUCCCAUCCCAUAUCGUAGAUUAAAUCAUCUUUUUGAUGAUUAUCACCUCCUUCUUUCUGUGAAAGAUCUAUUCAAGGUCUUGACUAGUUCUCCAGUCGUUCUCUGUGUUGGCAUGAAUGUUGAUCCAUUUGCCGUCCUGUGUAAAGGUUUUGUUGUGGGCACCAAACGGCAGCCUGAGCAGCGUGCGGUGCAAGCUAUUGGUAACAAAGUAGUUUGAAUAAAAUCUGUGCAAAUGGACACAUUUUCAAUAAACUCCAAUUUGAUUACUA
Molecule: messenger RNA, 6296 nt
Organism: Scophthalmus maximus (turbot)
Lineage: Eukaryota; Metazoa; Chordata; Actinopteri; Pleuronectiformes; Scophthalmidae
Gene: lpin1a
Product: lipin 1a
Exons: 23
Coding region: 467-3352 (961 amino acids)
Biological process (GO): triglyceride biosynthetic process; fatty acid catabolic process; cellular response to insulin stimulus
Cellular component (GO): nucleus; mitochondrial outer membrane
Molecular function (GO): transcription coactivator activity; phosphatidate phosphatase activity
Source: RefSeq, a predicted model, not a curated record